Yamadazyma tenuis ATCC 10573 is the source of this 1128-nucleotide messenger RNA. The record is from RefSeq and is a predicted model, not a curated record. Lineage: Eukaryota; Fungi; Ascomycota; Pichiomycetes; Serinales; Debaryomycetaceae.
AUUCCCACUUGUACAACUACAACUCACUCAGAUGUUUAGAAACAAUUACGACAACGACUCGGUCACCUACUCGCCAACAGGACGGUUGUUCCAAGUGGAAUAUGCGUUGGAGGCCAUCAAGCAGGGAAGUGCCGCUGUGGGAGUAGCUUCCAAAACCCAUGUUGUGUUGGUGGGAUUGAAGAGAAACGCGGAAGAAUUGGGAUCUUACCAAAAGAAGUUGAUCAAAAUCGACAACCAUAUGGGUGUGGCGUUGGCUGGAUUGGCCCCAGAUGCCAGGGUGUUGACCAAUUUCUUGAGGAAACAAGCAAUGAAUUCCAAGUUAGUUUUCAACAGACCUUUACUGACAUCUUCUGCGGUUUUGUCCAUUGCUGAUAAAGCUCAAGAGAACACCCAAUCGUAUGGAUCCAGACCUUAUGGUGUUGGAUUAUUGGUUUCUGGAUACGAUGAAACUGGUUCCCAUUUAUACGAAUUCCAACCUUCUGGAUCGGUAUUGGAAUAUUAUGGCGCUUCUAUCGGUGCAAGAUCUCAAGCCGCUAGAACUUAUUUGGAGAAAAACUUGGAAAAGAUUCGUGAGUCGGCAUCAAUGGAAGAGUUGAUAGUGCACGGUUUGAAUGCCUUGAGAGACACCUUAUCCCAAGACGUGGAGUUAACUUUCAAGAAUACUUCUGUCAGUGUGGUUGGAAAAGACACAAACUUCACUGUGUACGAAGACGAAGACGUUCAACAGUGGCUAGACAAGUUAGAUUCCGUGACCAAUUCCUCCAACAGAAAUGAUGAAGAUGAAGAAGAGGAUGCAGGUGCUGCUGCCGAAGCUGAAGGUAAUGAUGCUGGAAAUCAAGAUACUACCGAAGAUAGAAUGGAAACCGACGAAUAAACCGGCUCAAAAACAUGUCUUUAGAAUUAUCUUGUAUAGUAGUGACCACACAACAUAUCAUAAUUUAAUGAAUAAAAAUCAGUUCACACAAAGUCAAUCUGGUAUUCGAGUUAUAUACAUAUAUACAAGUUCACGAAGAAAGCCUAUUCCUUCUUAGUUUUCUUUUGAAGUUGUUGCUGCUUAAUUGCAACCUUUUGGAUUGCUGCCAAGCAAACCUUUUGCAAUUCGUUAACAUCGUUUCUGAUUUCUUGGGG